Molecule: messenger RNA, 2334 nt
Organism: Anopheles aquasalis
Lineage: Eukaryota; Metazoa; Arthropoda; Insecta; Diptera; Culicidae
Gene: Pif1
Product: Pif1 DNA helicase
Biological process (GO): DNA repair; telomere maintenance
Molecular function (GO): DNA helicase activity
Source: RefSeq, a predicted model, not a curated record
UUGAAAAUCGUUCCGUUCAAUAGUUUUCCCCGGUUAGGCGGAUUCCGAUUUUUCCAAAACUGGCCAUCAAAGCGAGGAAAUCAUGGACCCGAACGACGCAUCAUUGACCUGUGCCGUGAGCAUCGAGUGGGCCAACCAGCACGGAACGACCACGCGUAAGUUGGCGAACAAACAAGCGUCGCUGCGGUUGAUCCGGAACGCGUCCAAAGAACUUUUCCUCAACGUGUCCAGCGACAAAUCGCAGCUGGCCAAACUGUUACUGCGAGGCGUAACCGUCCAUUCCAAGUUUAUGGCCGAGGGCAAGGCGUGCAUUAAAUUCAACGAGGAAAAGUGCACACUAUUUCUGUCGAAUGCCCCUCCCGGAUUGCUCGUCCAGUUUCUGAAGGUGAUCUUCGUGAAGCUCACAAACGGUAAAGCUGGGGCAACUGGGGCUCCCGCUACCAGCAAGGCGGAAGUGCUGAAGAACGCUCGACUGCAGAUGCUGAGCGGAGAGGCCCCGCUGCAUCAAUACGACGACAUCAGCCCGGUAACGACGGUCGAGUUGAAUCGUGCCAAAAAGCUGGCCCUAGGUGGAGGCUCCAUGACGACACCAUCGCCGUCCCAGAAACGGAAACGCCAGUCCGGUGACGGUUCCACAAGCACCGGUGAUCGUCCCCGGAAGAAACUGUACGAUCCAACACCAUCCACCGUAAGCAGUGAGGCUGGCGAACUGAGACUCAACGAAGAACAGAAACGGAUUCUUCAGGCUUGCCAGUCCGGUCGCAGUAUCUUCUUCACCGGAUCAGCUGGCACGGGAAAGAGUUUUCUGUUGCGAAAAAUCAUUGCCGCAUUACCACCGGAUGGGACGAUCGCGACGGCGUCCACCGGAGUAGCGGCAUGCCUUAUCGGGGGCACAACUUUGCACUCGUUUGCUGGCAUCGGAAGUGGUGAGGCAACGCUCCAGAAUUGUUACGAGAAGGCAUCGCGCGCCAACACGGCCCAAAUUUGGCGUAAAUGCAAACGACUGAUUAUCGACGAGAUAUCCAUGGUGGAAGCCGAUUACUUCGAGAAAAUCGAAGCAGUGGCCCGGUAUAUUCGCAAGAAUGAUAAACCCUUCGGUGGAAUCCAGCUGAUACUGUGUGGCGAUUUCUUCCAGCUGCCACCCGUCGGUCGCCAAGAUCGGUACGGGAAGCAGCAAGGACUGUCGCAGGAUAGUGACACUGGAGCGGGUGGCGGGGUACGAUUCUGCUUCGAAUCACCGGUUUGGGCCGAUUGUAUCCACACUUCCUAUGAGCUGACGGUGGUACAUCGGCAAAAAGAUCAGGAAUUCGUAUCGAUCUUGAACAGCAUUCGCAUUGGACGAGUGACGUCUGAAAUCAGCGAGAGGCUACGGAAAACUGCAAACCAGCGCAUAGAAACCGAAGGAAUUCUGGCCACACAGCUCUGCUCGCAUACGGCUGAGGUGGACGCAAUCAAUCAGGCCAAGCUGGAUGGACUGACGACGGAAGCGAAAACGUUCGAGGCCAAGGAUAGCGAUCCGUACUCGUCGAAACAGCUCGAUCAAAUGGUGCAGGCUCCGGGCCGUCUGACGCUGAAAGUCGGGGCGCAGGUGAUGCUGCUCAAGAACUACAACAUUGCCGAAGGUUUGGUGAACGGAGCUCGGGGCGUUGUGAUGGACUUUGUGCAGGGACUUCCGCUGAUAAAGUUCAAGCGGCGUGAGCUAGUGGUUCGUAGUGAGAAAUGGUCAGUAAAGACGGCCGCUGGAAUGGUAUUAACGCGCACGCAACUCCCUCUCAAGUUGGCCUGGGCUUUUUCGAUUCACAAAUCGCAGGGCCUAACGUUGGAUUGUGUUGAACUGUCACUGUCGAAGGUGUUCGAGGCGGGACAAGCGUACGUUGCCUUGAGCCGUGCCCAAAGUCUCGACAGUAUUCGCGUGCUGGACUUUGAUCUCAAGCAAGUGUGGGCCAACACAAAAGUCCUAGAGUAUUACCGGAAGCUUAGGAAGCGUCUGGCAGAGGAAAGUCUUAUGCAGCCAGUGGCGGUCAGGGCGAAGCCGGCUAAAGACGGGAAAACUCUCAAGAAAUCUCUUUCAGCACUAGGCUUAUCUAAAGCGGCAAUGAACAAACCCCUCAUGACGAUCAAUUGAUUUUUUCUCAAUCUCAACUCAUUAACUGUGUUUCUUUAGGCAAUCCAAUUCCAUUUUUCAUCCCCACAAGAGGUACCAUUCAGUCAGUUUAUCGUGAUGCAUGAUUUUUUUAAGAAAAAUCCGCAAAUAGCUGAAUUUCAAGUGAAGAUCGUGCUUCGUAAAUAUUCAAUGAAAAUGUUUAAGAAUGAUUUUCUAGGCAAUCGAACAGU